Chaetomium fimeti is the source of this 3258-nucleotide messenger RNA. RefSeq names its product amino acid permease-domain-containing protein. NCBI's taxonomy places the organism in Eukaryota, Fungi, Ascomycota, Sordariomycetes, Sordariales, Chaetomiaceae. The record is from RefSeq and is a predicted model, not a curated record. Gene Ontology annotation, biological process: amino acid transmembrane transport. The transcript has 5 exons. Gene Ontology annotation, cellular component: membrane. Gene Ontology annotation, molecular function: L-amino acid transmembrane transporter activity; catalytic activity. Bases 391 to 3087 code for a protein of 898 amino acids.
CACACCGGCCGCGGGGCCAGCCAAUACGGUGCCUGCGGCUGGGGACGACGCCACGCGGGGAAAGAUGGCGUGCCGAGCGAGCAGCAGCAGGCCCCAGACGCCGCGGCGGCAGUGGCAGUGGGUCUCCAGCAGCGCCCGGUGACCAUCGUCCGACCCUCACCGCCAAGCCCAAGCCCCAGCCCGCUCGAUUCACCCGACGCGGCAUCGUCGCUCGUGUCCUUUUCCCUCUUCAUCACCCCGCCGUCCAGCCCGCCGCCGUUUUCCGACGUCGACGAGAGCGAUAGUAGCGCUAGCAUUCCGGAGCUCAGCAUCGGUUCGAGUUGCCGCCCAGACGAGAUUGUUGUUGUUGCGUCGGCGGUGAGGUCGGGACCGUUCACGUUCCAUUCGGCCAUGUCUGCACCGAGCGAAGACGGAGGGCCCGAGCGGAGGCCGCUGCUCGCCGCGGUGACUACGGGUGGAGAGCGGGAAUGGGAGGGCCGGGCGUCCGGUGAUGGGGUCGGGGACGCCGAUACUGAAGAGAGGGCGGUUGGUGGGGGAGUUGGGACGUUCACCCGCAACCUCGGCGCGGUCGAGGCGUUUGCCAUCGUCAUCAGCAUCGUCAUCGGUAGCGGCGUGUUUACGUCGCCCGGGUCGAUUGACACCAACGUGCCGUCCCCCGGUGCGGCGCUGCUGGUUUGGUUGGUCGGUGGUGUGUUGGCGUGGACGGGGGCGAGUACCAUGGCCGAGCUGGGCACGGCGAUUCCGGGUGAAGGGGGAGUGCAGCCGUAUCUCAAGUACAUCUUCGGGGAUGUGUUUGGGUUUCUGGCCGCGUGGACAUGGGUCGUUGCUGUCAUGCCUGCUACUCUGGCCAUCCUGAGCAUCGUCUUUAUCGAGAGCAUCUAUUCGGCCGCUGGAGUGACGGGCGAAGGAGACAGGAUUGUGCAUAAGUUGCUCUCGAUUGCAGUGCUAGCUUGCAUCGGCGUGGCCAACUCCAUCAGCACCAAGGCGAGCACACGGCUUAACAACUUCUUUGUCGCCACCAAGUUUAUCACCAUUGCGGCCAUCGUCCUGGCCGGAGUUGUCGUUGUCGUGCUACAGCUUGUCGACCCGAAUCGGCAGGUCGGCGGCGGGGACUGGAGAGAGAAGCCGUGGUUCGGGUACAGGGACAGUGUCAAUCCGGAUGGCAGUGUCACGCAUUGGGACGGUUUGGGGCAGUGGGAUAUGUUUGGGCAUCUCUCGGCGGCUUUGUAUGCAGCUUUGUGGGCAUACUCGGGAUGGGAUAAGGCCAUCUACAUCUCCGCGGAGCUCUCAGCUCCUGCUCGCCAACUGCCUCUGGCCAUCAACACCUCCCUUCCCAGCAUCAUUCUGUGUUUCCUCGCCGCAAAUGCGGUAUAUUACAUUCUGUUGCCCUGGAACGUGGUUGCAACAACCGACAGCGUAGCAGUGACGGCUAUCACACGCCUGCUCGGGCCCGGGUUUGGAAUUGUAGCGGCAGUUUUCAUUUGCCUCGUCGUUGCGGGUUCUCUGCUCGGCAACUCCUUCGUCGCUGGCCGCAUGGCCGUCGCGGCAGCAAACCAGAACUGGCUUCCUCGCCCCCUCGCCGUCGUCGGUCGGGUUGGGCCUGACCGAGAGCAUGCACAGAGUGACCCCGACAAGGAGUCUGAGCCCGACGCGCCCAUCAACGCCAUCAUUCUCUCGACAGCUCUCGCCGCCAUUUAUAUUCUGCUAGGCAACUUCCGCGCCCUUCUGACGUUCAAUGGGUUGGGAGAGUACACUUUCUUCUUUCUGACGGUCCUUGGCGCCAUCAUUCUUCGGUACCGCCAGCCUGAGUUGGCGAGGCCUUACAAGCCCUUCGUCUUGAUUCCCAUCAUAUUUGCCCUAGUGAGCGGGUUUGUCGUCGUCCGUGGAGCGGCAUUUGCGCCGACACAGGCACUCAUUUUGGUGGGGCUUUGGGCUUUAGGUUUGGUAUUUUAUUUCGUUCGGAGGCGUGGGGAAUAUAAUGGAGGACUGAUCCGUGUCGAGGAUGUUAGCAAUAAAGUCUUGCUGGAUGCUUUUAGCUGCGGUUGUUCAUCACAUCCAAAACAAGCUCGCCAAUACCACCCCAUGUCUCUCCCAGCCCUACCACGACGCGCAGCGUACAUCACGCUUAACACGCCACAACGGCGUAACGCCCUCUCCCUAACCGAGCUACGCUCCCUCCGCGACCAGCUCCUCAAAGCCAACACCUCCCCCACCACCGGCCGCACCCUCCUCCUCCCCCCCUUCAAGCCCUCCCUCCUCUCCAAACUCGAACGAUCCCACGCCACCCUCACCAACCCCCCCACCACCCCCCUCUCCACAGAAGAAGACGACUCGGACUACACCUGGCUCACCUCAUCCCGCACCUUCGCCACCGCGCGGCACAACCUCCCCUCGGUCCUCGUCCUCGCCUCCCACGGCCCCGUCUUCAGCUCAGGCCACGACCUGCGCGAGCUCCGCACCCCGCCCACCCCGCAAGCCGUCUCCGAAACCUUCCGGCUCUGCGCCGAGGUCAUGUCGCUGAUCCGGCGCAGCCCGGCGCUGGUCGUGGGCCGCAUCCAGGGCGCCGCCGUCGCGGCCGGCUGCCAGCUCGCGCUGACGGCGGAUUUGCCGGUGGCGCAUGCGGGUGUCAGGUUGAGGUUGCCGGGUGCGGGGUUGGGGUUGCCGUGCUCGAGUCCCGUUGCGGCGGUGGGGAGGCGGGUGGGGAAUGGGAGGGCGUUUUGGAUGUUGGCGAUGGCGGAGGAGGUGGGGGUCAGGGAGGUGGGGGAUGUGGUGAGGGUUGUGGAGGGACGGGUGGGUGUGUUGGAUCGGGAGGUGUUGCGGACGGUGGAGAGGUUGGUGGGUAUGUCGCCGCAGCAGAGCGCGAUGGGGAAGUGGGCGUUUUGGACGCAGGCUGGGUUGACGGGGAGGGAUUUUGUUGGGCCGGAUGGGGAGGAGGUUGAGGGCAGUGGGGGGGAUGGUUAUAUGGAUGCGGUUGAGUGGACGGGGAGAGUGAUGGCGUUGCACGCGAAGAGUGAGGAUGCGAAGGAGGGCAUGGAUGCGUUCUUGGAGAAGAGGAAGGCGGCUUGGUGCGGGUUUGAGAAGCAAUAGAUUGGCGAUGUUGUGAUGCAUUUCGAGGUUGGUGGCUGGGGUUAGUGAUGGAGCUGACGGGCUUGAGGCAAGAUCCGGUCACACGCUGGCAAAAGUGAAACACUUCGUUGGGGGCGGCUUAGCGUGCCCUCAGCAUAAGUUGCAAUAAUAAAUUCCCUUCCCUUUCCUUGU